ACUGUCUCUUCCUCCCAGUGGGCUCUGCUGGGCUCUCCUUGCGGGCCCCGCGCCCUCCCACUCACGGUCCACACCUCCCCGAGGUCCUGUCCCCUCGCGGUCCACACCUGCCCAGCCAGGGUCGCCUCCUUCCCUGGGCCACGCCCCCGAGAUUCCGCCCCUCGCCGCUCCCUCCCCUUUACCGCAGCCAUCUUCCCCCUCCAGGCGUGAUUUGCUGGGGCUUCCGGACGCUUUGCGCACUUAGCAGAUGAUUCUCGGUGCAGUCGGUUCUGUGCUGACCUCGCUCCUCCGCAUUCACCGGCCUGCAGCAGUCGCCGCCAUGAGCACUGGCACCUUCGUCGUGUCGCAGCCGCUCAACUACCGCGGCGGGGCCCGUGUGGAGCCGGUGGAUGCCUCCGGCACGGAGAAAGCGUUCGAGCCAGCCACCGGCCGAGUCAUAGCCACUUUCACGUGUUCGGGAGAAAAGGAAGUGAACCUGGCCGUUGAAAAUGCAAAGGCUGCCUUUAAACUCUGGAGUAAGAAAAGUGGCAUGGAGCGCUGCCAAGUCCUCCUGGAGGCUGCCCGGAUCAUCAGGGAGCGGAAAGAUGAAAUUGCCACCAUGGAGACCAUCAACAAUGGGAAGUCCAUAUUUGAGGCCCGCCUGGACGUUGACACUUCCUGGCAGUGCCUGGAGUACUAUGCAGGGCUGGCUGCGUCCAUGGCAGGCGAGCACAUCCAGCUCCCAGGAGGGUCCUUCGGCUACACCCGAAGAGAGCCGCUUGGGGUGUGUGUGGGGAUAGGAGCAUGGAACUACCCCUUCCAGAUCGCCUGUUGGAAGUCUGCUCCGGCUCUGGCUUGUGGAAAUGCCAUGAUCUUUAAGCCUUCGCCCUUCACGCCUGUGUCUGCUCUGCUCCUGGCCGAGAUCUACACCAAAGCGGGGGCGCCUCCGGGGCUCUUCAACGUGGUGCAAGGUGGGGCCACCACAGGCCAGUUUCUGUGCCAUCAUCGCGACGUGGCCAAAAUCUCCUUCACUGGAAGUGUGCCCACGGGCAUGAAGAUCAUGGAGAUGUCCGCUAAGGGAGUCAAACCCAUUACUUUGGAACUUGGGGGCAAAUCUCCUCUCAUCAUCUUCUCAGACUGUAAUAUGGAGAACGCUGUGAAGGGGGCCCUGAUGGCCAACUUCCUCACACAAGGACAGGUCUGCUGCAAUGGCACGAGAGUCUUUGUGCAAAAGGAAAUUGCUGAUAAAUUCACAAAAGAGGUUGUGAAGCAGACUCAGAAGAUAAAACUUGGAGACCCCCUUCUGGAAGAUACAAGGAUGGGCCCACUCAUCAACGCCCCACAUCUGGAACGAGUCCUCGGGUUUGUCAAGUCGGCAAAGGAGCAGGGCGCUACUGUGCUGUGUGGUGGAGAGGUGUAUGUACCAGAGGAUCCCAAGUUAAAACAUGGAUAUUACAUGACACCUUGCAUUUUAACUAAUUGCAGAGAUGACAUGACUUGUGUAAAAGAAGAGAUCUUUGGACCAGUCAUGUCCAUUUUGACAUUUGGAACUGAAGCCGAGGUUCUGGAGCGGGCUAAUGACACCACUUUUGGACUAGCAGCUGGGGUCUUCACCAGGGACAUCCAGAGGGCGCACCGGGUGGCGGCUGAGCUGCAGGCUGGAACAUGCUACAUCAACAACUAUAAUGUCAGCCCGGUGGAGCUGCCCUUUGGUGGCUACAAGAAGUCAGGAUUCGGCAGAGAGAAUGGCCGUGUGACAAUUGAGUACUAUUCCCAGCUGAAGACGGUGUUUGUGGAGAUGGGCGACGUGGAGUCAGCCUUUUGAAACCCAGUGAAGCUUGCUGACUCAGCCGAGCUGUGGAAUGAGCUGACUGCCUUGACAGGCAGUGUAACUGAAUAGCUUCUUAAUAUCCAGGCUGUGGGUCAUUAGUGUGAUAACGGGUCAGUGUUGUCCUCUGUCUUACCUUCCCAAUUGAAAAUGUGCACAAGUGCCUUUCAGAUGGUAGCCAGGGAACCUGUUGCUCCAGCAAGUCCUGAGAAAUGUGUAGCGCACUCUUCAGACACGGGCAGGCCACAGCUCUGCUCCUACACAUUUGUCCCACCAACAAUGGCAUCUUUCUAGCUUGCUUUAAAGCAGGCCUUCCUUCCUGGGUUCCUGGUGAAUUAGUAGAUAUGCAUUCUCUGUUCACUGACAACUAAAAAACAAAAUCUUAAAGCUUUUAUGUGGAGCCGGGCAGUGGUGGUAUGCGCCUUCAAUCCCAGCACUCAGGAGGCAGAGGCAGGCGGGUAUCUGAGUUUAGAGCAAGCCUGGUCUACAGAGUGAGUUCCAGUAUAGGAAGGACUACACAGAGAAAUCCUGUCUCAAAAAAAACCAUAAAUAAAUAAAUAAAUACUAAAAUGUAAAAAGCUGUUAUUUGGAGAUGUUCAGGUCUUACUACUUAUGGGCAAUGUAACUCAUUGGCAUUUUAAAAGCGAUGUUCUUGACUAGCAAGACAGCUCAGUGGGUAAGGUCUUAGGACUUAAGCCCAGUGACCUCAGGUUUAUCUUCAGAACCCACCCCUCCCCCACAUCAUACACUGCACAAUAAUAAAAUCUUUCUCAAAUG
Mus pahari (shrew mouse) is the source of this 2584-nucleotide messenger RNA. RefSeq names its product aldehyde dehydrogenase 9 family member A1 (gene Aldh9a1). The record is from RefSeq and is a predicted model, not a curated record. The transcript has 11 exons. Lineage: Eukaryota; Metazoa; Chordata; Mammalia; Rodentia; Muridae. Gene Ontology annotation, molecular function: 4-trimethylammoniobutyraldehyde dehydrogenase (NAD+) activity; aminobutyraldehyde dehydrogenase (NAD+) activity. The coding region runs from base 248 to 1804 and encodes 518 amino acids.